UUUCUCUGAGUGGAGGAGUGUAUCUUUUGUGCUGUGUAACCCUGUUUUCUUGUGAGAGACGGCCUGGGAGCGAGACUGCUGUAACGUGAUUCCAGUGCCAGGCAAGGCAAAGAGGAGUGCCUUUUGCUGUUUAGCCGAAUGCUUUGAUAGAUAAUAGCAGACAUGCUUUGUGGGCUGAAAAAGGAUUUGCAGUCUGAUUUUGAUGAUGGGCCUUAUUCAAAAGGAAGCAAAGACUCAGGUGGACUGGACACAGCCUUGGUCUCCAGAAGGCAAAGUAUACCAGAAGAAUUUAGAGGAGUCACAAUUGUGGAGCUAAUCAAAAAAGAGGGAAGCACCCUCGGAUUAACUAUAGCUGGUGGCACUGAUAAAGAUGGGAAGCCAAGAGUCUCUAACCUUAGGCCAGGAGGACUAGCAGCAAGGAGUGAUCAGCUAAAUGUUGGUGAUUACAUCAAGUCAGUGAACGGGAUUAACUUGACAAAAUUGCGACAUGAUGAAAUUAUAAGUCUAUUGAAGAAUGUGGGAGAAAGGGUAAUAUUAGAAGUAGAAUAUGAGCUACCGUUAGCUGCCCCAGAUAAUAGUGCUGGCAUCAUUCCAAAGACCAUUGAAGUUACCCUCUACAAAGAAGGCAAUAGUUUUGGAUUUGUACUACGAGGAGGAGCCCACGAAGAUUGGCAUAAAUCCAGGCCACUAGUACUGACUUAUGUUAGACCAGGUGGCCCAGCAGACAGGGAGGGGUCUUUGAAAAUUGGGGACAGGCUGUUGAGCGUGGAUGGGAUUCCUCUUCACAGUGUGAGUCAUGCUGAUGCACUAAACAUCCUGCGUCAGUGCAGCCAGGAGGCACUCUUCCAGAUUGAGUACGAUGUCUCCAUAAUGGAUAUGGUAGCCAAUGCUUCAGGCCCUUUGCUAGUGGAAAUUGCAAAGGCUCCUGGUUCUGCCCUAGGAAUCACACUAGCAAUGAACACCCAUCGGAAUAAACAGGUCAUAGUCAUUGACAAGAUCAAGCCGGCUAGUGUGGUGGACAGAUGUGGGGCUCUGCAUGUAGGUGACCAUAUCCUUUCCAUUGAUGGGACUAGCACAGAGCAUUGCUCCUUGUUGGAAGCCACCCAGCUAGUAGCAGCCACGUCAGAAAAUGUCAAGUUAGAAAUACUACCUGCUCACCACAGUAGACUUCCCCUCAAGCCUCUGGAUACAGUCAAAGUGCAGAAGAGUGACCACCACCAUUGCUGGGAUCCUUGUGUCAGCUACUGCCAUACCCACCAUCCUGGACAUUGCAAGACACCCACCUGGAAUCAGACAUCCAACCAGGACUAUUGUAAAUCUCUCGUAGCUUCCAACUUUGCAUCUCCCACAAUGAACACAUCAGGGUUGGCCUGCCAGAAUUCCAAUACUCUACCUCGGAGCAAUCAUCCCAUGAGCCCACGGACCACAAUGAUGAGGAGAAGACAGAGGAAGAAGGAGCACAAAAGUUCAUUAUCAUUAGCUUCCAGCACUGUGGGUCCUGGUGGGCAGAUUGUUCAUACAGAAACAACAGAGGUGAUUUUAAGAGGAGACCCCUUGAACGGCUUUGGACUGCAGCUCCAGGGUGGGAUCUUUGCUACUGAAACCCUCUCUUCGCCGCCUCUCAUCCGUUUCAUUGAGCCUGACAGUCCAGCAGAAAGGUGUGGCCUACUACAAGUUGGAGACAGAGUACUUUCCAUCAACAGCAUUGCAACAGAAGAUGGGACAAUGGAGGAAGCCAACCAGCUGUUGCGGGAUGCAGCACUUACUAAUAAAGUCGUGCUAGAGAUUGAAUUUGAUGUGGCAGAAUCCGUCAUUCCAAGCAGUGGUACCUUCCAUGUGAAACUGCCUAAGAAAAGGGGUGUGGAGCUUGGGAUUACAAUUAGUUCAAGCAGAAAGUCUGGUGAGCCUUUAAUUAUCUCUGAUAUCAAGAAGGGGAGUGUAGCACACAGGACUGGCACCUUAGAGCCUGGAGACAAGCUGUUAGCUAUUGAUAAUAUCCGACUUGACAAUUGCUCAAUGGAAGAUGCAGUGCAGAUUUUAAAACAGUGUGAAGAACUUGUCAAAUUGAAGAUCAGGAAGGAUGAGGAUAACUCUGAUGAACAAGAAACCACUGGGGCUAUCAUCUACACAGUGGAAUUGAAGAGAUAUGGUGGACCCCUGGGAAUCACUAUUUCAGGAACAGAGGAACCUUUUGACCCCAUCGUCAUUUCGGGCUUAACAAAACGAGGGCUGGCAGAAAGAACUGGAGCCAUCCAUGUAGGAGAUCGGAUAUUAGCUAUUAAUAAUGUCAGCCUGAAAGGGAAGCCCCUGAGCGAAGCCAUUCAUCUACUUCAAAUGGCUGGAGAGACAGUAACCCUGAAGAUCAAAAAGCAAACCGAAAGGACUUUUCCACAAAAAUCUGGGAGUAUGAAUGAGGUCAGCGACAUAGAGGAUGAUUUGGCUGACUCUCAGAAAUCCAACAAGCUCUCCGAGGUGUAUUCCACCACAAUCCCCAGCGUGGAUAGUGCCAUGGAAUCCUGGGAUGGCUCGGGUAUUGAUACAGAAUAUGGAAGCCAAGUAGGUACCUACUUGCCACAGGCUGUUGGCAUUGCUCUUCAUCCCCAUGAAUGGAGAUCCAGCAGGCAGAAGAGCAGUACUCCUCCUGGAGACCCCAGGAAGAGCUACCCUUUUAUGCAUGGCGGUUUCAAUGAGGAAGACUGGGAGAAGCCCAGCAGAUAUCCCACCCGCCAAAAUGGCCUUGAGAUGCCACAUGAGGAUAAUUUUUGGCGCGUUUUUGGAGAAGCUUUGGAGGACUUGGAAACAUGCGGCCAGUCUGAACUUUUGAGGGAGAUUGAGGCAUCCAUCAUGACUGGGAGUGUACAUAAUCUGAGUCUUGAUGGGGGCAAGUUGCCCAGGAACUCUGUGAACCAGUCAGGACUGAGCCCAGCAAGGAAAAGUAACCUCAAGAGCUCAGGUGAAGGGCAGAGCAACAGCAGCGUGACCCCUACCAAGAAUGACAAGAAUUUGGAGAUAAAGAUGAUAAAGGAUGAGAUUCAAGAAAUCAUGUCUCCAACUCCUCUUGAGCUGCAUAAAAUGACAAUUUACAAGGAUCCAGAGACUGAAGACUUUGGGUUCAGUGUCUCCGAUGGCUUGCUAGAAAAGGGUGUCUAUGUGAAUAUGAUCCGUCCAGCUGGGCCAGCUGACCAAUGUGGACUCAAGCCUUAUGACAGAGUCCUCCAGGUGAAUUGUAUCCGUACAAGGGACUUUGAUUGCUCCCUGGCUGUUCCUCUGAUAUCCGAGGCAGGAAAUAAGCUGGACCUUGUAAUCAGUCGAAAUCCCCUGGCUUUCAUUGCCAAUACUUGUCUACAGGAGCCAAGAAGUUUUCCAGACCAGCAGUCAGUUGGAGGGGAGGUGAAGACAAGCGCGCAGACACUCUGAAGUGAAGAAUGGGAGGGUUUGAUGUCAGCUGUUCUCACAGUUCUGUGGGGGCAAAGGGAUUAAUGGGUGUCUGUUGUGUGGUGUGUGAGGGUUUUUGUUUUGACUGUUGUUCAUUUGUUUUCUUUUGCACUCGUAUUUAUGCUUAAUCUGUGUAAUGUCAGCUGCUGUGAAGAAAUGUUUCCUCUCCCCCAACCAGUCACAUUUUGAAGCCAAUGCAACUUGGCUUUGAGGGUUCAAGCUGAGAUGGAUUGAUCUAGUAAGGGAUGGAGUUGGCUGCUGACAGCAACACCCAGAAUAAUUUGCCUACAGGAGAACAUCCUUACUCACGAUAUGAGUGUUUCCAAUGCAUGGGAUGAUAGGGCACACAUUUCUUUUCCCCAGUCUUGAAGGAGUUGGAUACAUGGUGCUGUUUUUGUUUGCUUUGUUUAAUCAAGUAAAGUUAAUCUUAAAACGGAUCCCCUCAUUUUUUGUGAAGGACACUUGGGCCCUUUCUCCAAUUCCCCUGCACAUUCUCACAGAUCACUGUAUCACACGUCUCUUUGAAACUAAGAGCACAUUUUAUUUUUGGGUUUAAUUUAAAAGGCAACCUGUUCAUCACAGAAGAUGAAGCUCUGACGAAUACUUUCCCCAUAAUGUCUGAGGCAUUUAUUCUUUGGGAGGUUGCAGAAAUACUUUUCAACUUCAAAAUACUGUCCAGCUUAGUUUCUUACUAAGUUUCUUAUUCUCCAUCUACCAUUUCUUGAAAGUACUUAUUGUAGAGCAUUACAUGGGGAAGAUGAAGUCUCUUGGGCCACCCAUUUCUUUGUGGGCACACACAGAGCCCCAGAAUUGUUCCCUGAUGCCCUCUCUCUAUAUGCUUAUGAGUGGGCAGCUGAACAUGGGUCACUUGCAUCAAACUCUUGUCUCACCCUUAAUGUUCUGUAUGAUGGUGGUGGUGGUGGUGGUGGU
Messenger RNA from Python bivittatus (Burmese python), 4365 nucleotides. RefSeq names its product glutamate receptor interacting protein 2 (gene GRIP2). Gene Ontology annotation, biological process: neurotransmitter receptor transport, endosome to postsynaptic membrane. The record is from RefSeq and is a predicted model, not a curated record. NCBI's taxonomy places the organism in Eukaryota, Metazoa, Chordata, Lepidosauria, Squamata, Pythonidae. Gene Ontology annotation, molecular function: protein binding.